This is a messenger RNA of Salvelinus sp. IW2-2015, 1490 nucleotides long. The record is from RefSeq and is a predicted model, not a curated record. NCBI's taxonomy places the organism in Eukaryota, Metazoa, Chordata, Actinopteri, Salmoniformes, Salmonidae.
CGACAGACCGGUCUGUGUCUGUGCUCGGAGGGGACAGUCACAACACACUGAAAACACUGCAGUCAAGAGUCACAGACAGGAGUAGCAUGACUUACUACAGCAAUAAGACCAGCUAUUUACUUUGAUAUCAUAUAAGACUGAAGACAGAGUUACGUGUUUAUCGUUUACGAGGACGUAUCGACCCUCAAUGAGGACAUUUGGGCAUGGCUGUUUUCAAGCAACAGAAAGUAGAGGACUUCUAUGAGAUUGGUGAAGAGCUGGGGAGGACAGCCUGUCAGCCUUUCCCUAAUAACCUGCAGCACAGGAGCCCUAAACGUGUGUGUUUGUGUUUCAGGGUGUCUGGAGGAGAGCUGUUUGACUUCCUGGCUCAGAAGGAGUCUCUGAGCGAAGAGGAAGCUACCCAGUUCAUCAAACAGAUCCUGAACGGAGUACAGUUCCUCCACGGCAAGAGGAUAGCACACUUUGACCUCAAGCCUGAGAACAUCAUGCUGUUGGAUAAGAACGUCGAUCUACCACGCAUCAAGAUCAUAGACUUUGGUCUGGCUCUAAAAGAUGGACCAGGUCGGACGGACUUUAAAAAUGUUGUGAUAUGUGUAUUUCCAGCUCCAGAAGUCGUCAACUAUGAGCCUCUGGGUUUAGAAGCAGACAUGUGGAGCAUCGGAGUCAUCACCUACAUACUGUUGAGUGGAGCAUCGCCGUUCCUUGGUGACUCAAAGCAGGAGACUCUGGGGAACAUCUCAGCCGUAGCCUACGAGUUUGAUGACGAGUUGUUCAGCAGGACCAGUGAGCUGGCCAAAAGCUUUAUACGACAACUACUGGAGAAAGACACCAGAAAACGGUUGACAAUCCAUGGUGCUCUGAAACAUCCCUGGAUACAGCCAUUGGACUCCAGACAGGCCCUGGUCAAGAGACAGUCUGUAGUCAACCUGGAGAACUUCAGGAGACAAUACGCCCGACGCAGAUGGAAGCUUUCCUUCAGAAUUGUGUCUCUCUGUAACCAUUUAACUCGUAUGAUGAAGAAAGGUCAUCCCAAGCUGGCAGCCCAGGACGAGAGGGACUGUGAGAGCGACCAGGAGACGGAGAUGAUCAUGAAGAAAAGACCCAGAACCAGGAAGAGAAGCAACACUUCCUGAAACCUGCCUGUCUUUUCUAAUUUGUUGAAUGUGUGUCUGUAGCACACAUGAUUGGUCCGAAAGCAGCUCACAGAGACUACUUCAAAAACUGCUGUCCAUACAAUGUCUUUUAUAUGUUGCACAGCAUUCUGGGGCAAUAGAUGAAACGCGUUGAUAGUGUUUCCUAUGGAGUAUUUUCAGUGCCAACAGAAAUGUUAUUUUAAUCCCUGCCUUCUGUAAAGCUAUCUAGAUUGUAGGAAUGUACAUGUACAAUUGACAGGUUAGGACAGGGUACAGGUUAGGAUAGGACAGGGUACAGGUUAGGAUAGGGUACAGGUUACGGUUACAGGUUAGGAUAGGGUACAGGUUAGGAUAGGG